AGGUGCGCCUUUGACAGGUCGGCCCACCACACCCAUUAUCUGCGUAGCCUCGCCAGUUUCACGGAAAAUUCCCUUUCUCCCAACAGGAGACUGCGGGCUGGCAAUGUUCGCACUGUAAACAUACCCACAGAUUUCGUCCUUCCCUUCGGCUGGAAGCAUAUAACGGCUGGCCCGGUCGCUCCUGCCCAGACAACGCACACGUCCCGAUCGGGAAAGGGCCCCUUGCGCAUCGCGGCUCGCCUAUUCGCGGACAAGACCCUCCACGAGCGACACCAGAGAGCGUCCUGCGUCAUACGUCGGCAGCGAACAAUUUUCGCAGCACUGAUCGCAGCAGUCUUCUCACCAAUCCCCAUACCCGCCCGUGCAAGACUUGCAUUGCCCGACCAGCCAUGCAGAACAUCGCAGCCCUGGCCCAGGGCCCGCCUUUGACCGCCCACGAGGCUUUGUCUGGCGUCUUCGGCUCCGUGUCGCUUGCAUCGUGGAUCUUCCUGUUGGUACCCCAACUCAUAGAAAACUACAAACAGUCCUCCGCCGAAGGCAUCUCUCUCGCCUUUCUCACCGUUUGGUUCAUCGGCGACAUUACCAACCUCGCCGGCGCCAUCUGGGCCGGCCUAGUUCCCACCGUUAUCGCCCUCGCCGUCUACUUCUGCUUUGCCGAUCUCAUCCUCAUAGCGCAAUGCGUAUACUACAACAUGAAGAAUGCGCGGAAAUCGCGCAAGGAAUCCACCCGCACAAUCGAUUCCGUCGAGCAGCCACUGCUUGGCCGCCGAGACAGCAGUAACUUGGGCCUGCCGGGCAGCCAUAGGAGGAGGAGCUCCGCAAUAAGCACAAGAAGGCGGGCGAGCAGCCUGCCGAGCCUGGUGGAAGAGGAAGAGGGCGGGAGAGAGUGGGUCAAGAACACGCUUAGCAUACUCGGGGUAUGCGUCGUUGGUGCUGCUGGAUGGGCAAUCGCAUGGCGGACCGGCGUAUGGGUCCCGCAGCCUGACGACGAUGAUACUGCGGGAACGGACAUGGCACUUGGAGCACAGAUUCUAGGGUACGCGAGCGCCAUCUGCUAUCUGGGAGCACGCAUCCCCCAGAUUAUCAAGAACCAAAAGGAUCGGUCGUGUGAGGGACUGUCGCUGCUGUUCUUCAUGCUUUCCCUGCUGGGAAAUGCUACGUACGGCGCAGGGAUCCUCUUCCACUCCGUCGAGAAAGAGUACUUUCUCACUAACCUCCCUUGGCUUAUCGGCUCAUUGGGCACCAUGGUCGAGGACGUAACCAUCUUCAUCCAAUUCCGCGUUUUCGGCAAUGGAGAGCACAGCUCCGCUGUGGCUGCUUGAAGACGGAUGUCGAUGCAGCAGUCGCCAGAUUUAAUCACUGUAUAUGCCAUCACGAUAAAGUCUGUAUAUGAAAUGGGCGAAGGUAUAAAAGUUUGGUUCAUUUAAGUCAUGUUACUUGUACGCUUUGGUUUCGUUUGGUCUUUGAUACCCUGCAUUGGUGGAUCAAGUUCUUGUUGUUAGCUACCUUCUUAGGCGCGUCAUGAAGUAAUCUUGUGAAUACGCAGAUGACCUUUCGGACGGUUCACGAUGAGAACUAGGCAAUUGUCUCGUUCAUGUCAUAAUCGUGAUACAUCAAAUUUCCUAUAUACAAGGAAGCC
Trematosphaeria pertusa is the source of this 1639-nucleotide messenger RNA. Its product is annotated as vacuolar membrane PQ loop repeat protein. The transcript has 2 exons. Lineage: Eukaryota; Fungi; Ascomycota; Dothideomycetes; Pleosporales; Trematosphaeriaceae. Gene Ontology annotation, cellular component: fungal-type vacuole membrane. Bases 390 to 1322 code for a protein of 310 amino acids. Gene Ontology annotation, biological process: basic amino acid transmembrane export from vacuole. The record is from RefSeq and is a predicted model, not a curated record.